Notothenia coriiceps (black rockcod) is the source of this 1130-nucleotide messenger RNA. RefSeq names its product zDHHC palmitoyltransferase 17 (gene zdhhc17). Gene Ontology annotation, molecular function: protein binding. Lineage: Eukaryota; Metazoa; Chordata; Actinopteri; Perciformes; Nototheniidae. The annotation marks the transcript as partial. The record is from RefSeq and is a predicted model, not a curated record. The transcript has 9 exons.
AAUCGCUCUUCUUCCCUCAGGUACGGCAUCUUCGAGCGCUGCAGGGAGUUGGUGGAGGCCGGCUUCGAUGUCCGGCAGCCAGACAAAGAAAACGUAACGCUUCUCCAUUGGGCCGCCAUCAACAACAGGAUAGAUCUGGUCAAGUACUACAUAUCUAAGGGAGGCGUAGUGGAUCAGCUGGGAGGAGACCUGAACUCCACUCCUCUGCACUGGGCCACCAGACAAGGCCACCUCUCCAUGGUGGUCCAGCUCAUGAAGUACAGCUCAGACCCCUCUCUGAUCGAUGGAGAGGGAUGCAGCUGCGUUCACCUGGCCGCUCAGUUCGGACACACCUCCAUCGUGGCUUACCUCAUCGCCAAAGGACAGGAUGUAGACAUGAUGGAUCAGAACGGCAUGACUCCUCUGAUGUGGGCGGCGUACAGGACACACAGUGUGGAUCCCACCCGGCUGCUGCUGACCUUCAACGUGUCGGUCAAUCUGGGCGACAAAUAUCACAAGAACACGGCGCUGCACUGGGCCGUGUUGGCUGGAAACACCACGGUCAUCAGCCUGCUGCUGGACGCUAACGCUAACGUAGAUGCACAGAACAUCAAGGGCGAAACGCCGCUAGAUCUCGCCAAGCAGAGGAAGAAUGUUUGGAUGAUAAAUCACUUACAGGAGGCGCGGCAGGCCAAAGGCUACGACAGCCCGUCGUACCUGAAGAGACUGAAAAUGGACAAGGCAUAACAACAGCCGGUGUUUCUCGGGAGUUCUGUCACUUGUUUUUCUAAUUAUCCUUCUUUGAACUCCUACCUAUUUAUUUAUAAUGUUAUUCUCUAUAUGUUUUUGAUUUCAUCUCUUAUUUAUUAUUAUAUAUUUCUCUGUCUGUGCAGGGCUUUCUUCGACCACUCCAUGCACAGCGCCCUCCCUCUGGGUAUAUAUCUGGCCACUAAGUUCUGGAUGUACGCCACCUGGUUCUACUGGUUCUGGACCGAUCUCCCCUUCGUCACCGUCCACCUUCCCUUCCUGAUAAACAGCCUGUUUCUGUUCUACAACUUUGGAAAAUCCUGGAAGUCUGACCCGGGAAUCAUCAAAGCGUCAGAGGAGCAGAAGAAAAAGGUGAGGAGUUACAGGAAAGCAGAGGGAAUGUU